Ambispora gerdemannii is the source of this 243-nucleotide messenger RNA. The record is from the annotation of a GenBank genome assembly. Lineage: Eukaryota; Fungi; Glomeromycota; Glomeromycetes; Archaeosporales; Ambisporaceae.
AUGGCUGUAGUGUGCUUUUCACCACCUCCUCAUCAAAGCAAGGUUACCUCUACGCAUCGACUUCAAACAAAAGAGCAUAAUACCUAUUGUCGCAGAAUGGUCUCAAAGUUUGUGGCCACCCAUCUCUUUCGACCGCCGCCAACGUGUCUUCUUCUAUACUACAAAACUUGUGGUCCUUUCCGACGAUAUAUCUGCCAACAACAGGAGCUUGCCGAGAGUAUUGCUGCCAUCUUUAUCUGCUGA